GUUUCCUAUUUCACCUCAGUGUCCAGGCAGCAAGAAUUUGAAGGCUCCACAACAUCCGUGAUCUCUUUAUAUUCCAUCACAUAUUUUGUCACUAUAACGUUUUCCAUUAUAUCAUGCCUCAGGUAACUAUAGUUUUCUGAAAGCAUAUUCCAUUAAUAAGCUUUAGAGAGUGCAAAUUGUUGUCUUGUGAGACUAUGUUUUUUUAAUUAUUUUUUAUUUCACUGAUUAUGUGUAACUACAGAAGAAAAAAUGGGUUUAAUUAUUUAUCAAGCGUGCAGUUUCUUGUGUUUUUCAAAUGACUAUAUGGCCAAAAUAGCAAAAUUCAUUGUAUCAAACUGAUACUGCAAAUCACUAGUCACAUUAGACAAGUAUGUUGUGACUUUGACCUUUUUGUUUUAUAUGUAGGGGGGAUAACAAAAAAGUUAAAACAAAAAGGGGUUAAUAUAACCUUAACGGAAACUAUAAGAGUAUUCAGGUCUCCCCCCCUGCAAACCCCCUAAUAGACAGUAAACGUGUUUUUAAAAAAAUAAAGCUUUAGUUACUUUUCUCUAGUGCUAGGGCUUUCCUUUUGCUGCUUACCUCUCCACCUCCCAUGGUGUGGUCAAAUACAAUGCUCCUCGUAGAAGAGCAUUGGGGACCUCAAUUCCAUCCUAAGGUCUGUUGCUCUUGUGCACAAAAAAUACCUUUUUUUUUUUUUUUUUACUUGUCCUCCAGUCCUAAUUUACUAGCCCUCUCAUGCUGAAUGACCCCCCCAUACCCAUACUUACUAUUUUAUAAUGAGACUUACCUACAAUGUCAAUUAGAAAUGGGCAAAUCCUCUUGUCAGCCUUAGGAGCCACAAUGACCAGAGUCGUACCAAGGUUUUUUGACACCCGAGAGGGGAUUUUUUUUUUGUGUGUGUGUGUGUGGCAGUCUACUCCUGUUAUUUAUUUUUUGUGUAUCAGUCUAUUCCUGUUGUAUUUCUAUGCACCUCCCACAUCCUCUUGUGGAUCUCCUGACUCUUCUUGUGUGUGUCUUCUAUCCCCCUCUUAACACUUUGUACAUCUCUUAAUCCACUCUUAUACAGGGAGUGCAGAAUUAUUAGGCAAGUUGUAUUUUUGAGGAUUAAUUUUAUUAUUGAACAACAACCAUGUUCUCAAUGAACCCAAAAAACUCAUUAAUAUCAAAGCUAAAUAUUUUUGGAAGUAGUUUUUAGUUUGUUUUUAGUUAUAGCUAUGUUAGGGGGAUAUCUGUGUGUUUAUACCCUUUCUUGCCAGCCACGCUGUGGAGUACUUGGACGCGUGUGAUGGAGCAUUGUCCUGCAUGAAAAUCAUGUUUUUCUUGAAGGAUGCAGACUUCUUCCUGUACCACUGCUUGAAGAAGGUGUCUUCCAGGAACUAGCAGUAGGACUGGGAGUUGAGCUUGACUCCAUCCUCAACCCGAAAAGGCACCACAAGCUCAUCUUUGAUGAUACCAGCCCAAACCAGUACUCCACCUCCACCUUGCUGGCGUCUGAGUCGGACUGGAGCUCUCUGCCCUUUACCAAUCCAGCCACGGGCCCAUCCAUCUGGACCAUCAAGACUCACUCUCAUUUCAUCAGUCCAUAAAACCUUAGAAAAAUCAGUCUUGAGAUAUUUCUUGGCCCAGUCUUGGCGUUUCAGCUUGUGUGUCUUGUUCAGUGGUGGUCGUCUUUCAGCCUUUCUUACCUUGGCCAUGUCUCUGAGUAUUGCACACCUUGUGCUUUUGGGCACUCCGGUGAUGUUGCAGCUCUGAAAUAUGGCCAAACUGGUGGCAAGUGGCAUCGUGGCAGCUGCACGCUUGACUUUUUCUCAGUUCAUGGGCAGUUAUUUUGCGCCUUGGUUUUUCCACACGCUUCUUGCGACCCUGUUGACUAUUUUGAAUGAAACGCUUGAUUGUUCGAUGAUCACGCUUCAGAAGCUUUGCAAUUUUAAGAGUGCUGCAUCCCUCUGCAAGAUAUCUCACUAUUUUUGACUUUUCUGAGCCUGUCAAGUCCUUCUUUUGACCCAUUUUGCCAAAGGAAAGGAAGUUGCCUAAUAAUUAUGCACACCUGAUAUAGGGUGUUGAUGUCAUUAGACCACACCCCUUCUCAUUACAGAGAUGCACAUCACCUAAUAUGCUUAAUUGGUAGUAGGCUUUCGAGCCUAUACAGCUUGGAGUAAGACAACAUGCAUAAAGAGGAUGAUGUGGUCAAAAUACUCAUUUGCCUAAUAAUUCUGCACUCCCUGUACAUUGUGUGUCUUAGCUCCCCCAUAUCUUUUGUUACUCCUAACUUCCUUUUUUCCCGUGCAUGUUUUUAACCCUUUCUUUCUCCUUGAUUGUCUCUCAACCACCUCCUUACUUCUUUUAUGUGUCACUGACCUGGAAGGCAGUUUAGGAGCUAGAACCCAAUAGAAGCAAACAAUACACCCUUACAAGCACAACCUUUAGGGAAAUCAGGAAAUAAGGGUAGGAUCCUAGGAGAUCUGUGGUGGCAUUGCAGCUUUAUUAAUAAAACAAAAGCCAAGCGAGGUGUUCAAGAGGAGCAGAAAAAAAUAUAUGAGAUGGUCCAAUGUCAGAGCAGGCAAAAAAAGUCAAUAAUGGGUAACCCAAGCCAAGUUCAAGUAGUUGGAAGAUCCAUUAAUGCUGGGACCAGGGUAGGACCAGGUAUGCAUUGCAGGAACAGGAUCUGGUUCUGGGUCAGGAACUGUGGAAGAGUUAACCUUAGCCAAAGGUUCAUAAUAACCAGACACCGGACUGAGCCUGCUCAGAGCUUGUUUAGGGGCUUCCUGUUCAUGAGGACAGCAUAUUCCUGGAGGUGGAGUUCCUUAUCGGACAGGGAGUUCUGAGUAGCACACAGAAAGUGGCCAGAGUUUCUGUAUAUGAGGCUCAGUCCCCACCUCUUCCACUCUAGUUCCCUGUCUGACCAAACUGAGGAAUAUGAAGAUCUUCAAGCAGUGAACUUCAGGGCAUUGAGAAAAUUAGAUUUCACUAGAAGCCUGCCCUAAGUGAGUUCAUCUAAGAGACUGUCAGCCUUGCAUACAUGCUCACCAAGCCGGCAUAACUCCCCUAUGCUGAUAGGCCUGUCCCAUUUCAGGGCAGCAGAGCACUUCAUCGACAUCCCUCUUGUGGUACCCCCAUCACCAGUCCUGCAUCCACAUUUACCAACAUUGGGAUGUAUGAAGAAGGUAAACAGACUCCUUGCCCUCCAUUUGUAUUUUCUUGUAAGACAAUAAUGCCAUUUGUCUUUAACCUUUAACACUUUAUAUAGUGUUUGAUGUCUCUUUUUUUUUUUUUUUUUUUUUUAGACUUGACUGUGUAAGAAGCAAAGUAUGGGUUGCUGCAUUUGGAGUAAUUUCAUCAGGGUUAGCCGUUCUGACCAGUUUUGGCUUGCUCUUACUGUGUGGUGUCCCAUUUGUGAUCACAGUAGCCAAUGCCCCAUUCCUUAUUCUAG
Messenger RNA from Pelobates cultripes (western spadefoot toad), 3430 nucleotides. NCBI's taxonomy places the organism in Eukaryota, Metazoa, Chordata, Amphibia, Anura, Pelobatidae. The record is from the annotation of a GenBank genome assembly.